Molecule: messenger RNA, 504 nt
Organism: Closterium sp. Naga37s-1
Lineage: Eukaryota; Viridiplantae; Streptophyta; Zygnematophyceae; Desmidiales; Closteriaceae
Source: the annotation of a GenBank genome assembly
AUGGCCUCGCAAGCAGUGUGCCUAUCGAGAGCCUCAGUGCCGUCCGUCUGUCUAUCAGGCAGCGGCUCGUCGUCGUUCUGUAGAUCGGACAGGGCGACGUUGAUGCGAGUCCACGGCUCGGAUGUGGCCGUCAGCUCGACUGCUAGAGUGGUCGCGUCGCAAUCCCGCCCCGGCGGCAGGGCGAGCAUGAAGAAGGCUCAAGGAGCUGUCGUCUUCCGAACGGACGACCCGCUAGAAGGCCGCGACUACCGCCCGGCCAUGCCGGGGGACAAUCCCGACUUCUGGGAAGGUUCCCAGUGGGACCUGCUGGGGUUCAUCGCGGAGUACCUGUGGGUGUUCGGUAUCGUGCUGGCGAUAGUUUCAUCACUCUACGCCGUUACGAGCUACAACCAAGACGAGGAAGUGGUGGAGCCAACAGACUCGGCCGUUAUUGUGGAGUCAUCUGCAACGUCGGAAGCUGAUCAGCUGCUUGAGCCAUUCGUGGACGAUGCUCCUCCCUUGUAG